UGAAUUAAUUAGACGUGUAUUAUGUGGAUCACCAAUAAAAUGAGAUGGUGCAACUUCAAUAAAAGACUCUUAGAACUGAACAAAAACCAACACAUAUUUAAAAUAUUCACUGCAACAUCUUUUUAGACAAACUAAAGGAGCAAGCAAACACAUGUAAAUCUAAAGAACAAAAGAAUAAUGAAUUCAACUAUACAUACAUAAGACCGGGACCAAAUUUUCCUCUUUUGCCAAGUUCCCAAAUUCCCUAUAAAUACGUCUUGUCUCCAUUUCACAACAGCAACGUGGACUCUUUCUUCGAUUUUGGCUGACUCUUCUUUCACCGUUUCCUUAGAAUUUAUUCAUCUCAUAAACACCAAACACAACACAUACUUCUCUUUGUCCCUCUCUCUCUCUAUAUAUAUAUAGAUAUCAACUUUCUAGGGUUUCCAAGAUCAUAUAUCUACGUAUAGUGAUGGGUUUCUCAAUGUUCUUCUCCGCCGAAAACGACGUCGUCCAUCACUCCUCCCCUUAUGCUUCUGUUGACUGCACUCUCUCACUUGGAACUCCCUCCACUCGCCUCUGCAACGACGAUGAUGAACGUAGAUUCUCUUCUCAUACCUCCGACGCCUUAGGUUGGGACUUCUUGAACGGUUCCAAGAAAGGCGGUGGAGGUGGCGGGCAUAACCUCCUCGCUCGCCGUUGCACCAACUGCGACACCACUUCUACUCCUCUUUGGAGAAACGGUCCAAGAGGUCCCAAGUCAUUGUGUAAUGCGUGUGGAAUCCGAUUCAAGAAAGAAGAGAGACGUGCAUCGACCGCCGGAAACUCUACCUCCGGCGGAGGAUCAACGGCGGCUAGAGUUCCAACUUUUGAUCAUCAAGCAGGAGCAAAUUAUUAUUAUAACAAUAAUAACCAAUAUGCUUCAUCGUCGCCCUGGGUUCACCACCAUCAGCAUAAUACGCAGAGAAUUCCAUAUUACUCGCCGGCAAAUAACGAAUACUCAUACGUUGAUGACGUCAGAGAUGUUGAUCAUGACGUCACGACCGAUCCGUUCUUGUCUUGGAGGCUUAACCUCGCGGACCGGACCAGCCUUGUCCACGAUUUUACGAUGUGAUGAGUGAUCAUUUCAUUGAUUGUCUCCUCAUAAGUCUUAGCCUUGGAUACCUUUUAAGUUUUAACAAAGAGAAAAGUCUUGGUUAAAUUCUUUAUUUUACUUGCCUUUAAAUAUAUAUAUUGAAUGUCUUUUUUUGGUCUCUGUGUAUGUGUUUUUUUUUUCUUUCUUAAAUUUAAAAUUCGCAUGAAGCUACUUGUGUUUUCCUUUCAUGACUUUUAAAAUGUUCUCUCGGGUAAUGAACUAAUGAUACAUGACUUUAUAACCUUUUCAUGAUGUGUGUCCUACUUUGACCAUGAUUCAGUGCUAUUAUUAUAC
Molecule: messenger RNA, 1408 nt
Organism: Arabidopsis lyrata subsp. lyrata
Lineage: Eukaryota; Viridiplantae; Streptophyta; Magnoliopsida; Brassicales; Brassicaceae
Product: GATA transcription factor 19
Exons: 2
Coding region: 452-1093 (213 amino acids)
Biological process (GO): flower development; regulation of DNA-templated transcription
Molecular function (GO): zinc ion binding; sequence-specific DNA binding; DNA-binding transcription factor activity
Source: RefSeq, a predicted model, not a curated record